Andrographis paniculata is the source of this 396-nucleotide messenger RNA. Its product is annotated as tuliposide A-converting enzyme 2, chloroplastic-like. Bases 1 to 396 code for a protein of 131 amino acids. NCBI's taxonomy places the organism in Eukaryota, Viridiplantae, Streptophyta, Magnoliopsida, Lamiales, Acanthaceae. The transcript has a single exon. The record is from RefSeq and is a predicted model, not a curated record.
AUGUUUGGGGGGCGCGGAUCCUCCGGGUCCCCGUGUAGCUCCGUCCCUGGUCGUUGCCGUGUCGGUCGAGUACCGUCUGGCGCCGCAAAAUCCUUCGUGGACAAGCUGUGGUUCUACGCGUGCCCGGGGCUGACGGGGCUGGACGAGGCGUGGGUGAGUCCGAGCGCCGAUUUGAAGGUGCUGUCGGGGCUGAAGUGCCGGCGAGUGUUGGUGUACACGGCGGGGAAGGACAGGGGGCGGCAGUACACGGCGGCGGUGGCGGAGAGUGGUUGGGGCGGCGAGAUUGAGGCGGUGGAGGUGGAGGAAGAAGGGCACGGUUUCAGUGUGCUGAAUCCCGAUGGGGAGAAUAGCCUGAAGAUGUUUGCUAAAGUAGCUGCUUUCAUAAAUCGGCCAUGA